AUGGAAACUAUCGACGUGGACCCAGAUCUAUACGAUCCUGAUAGCAAUUACAGCCCCGACGACUGGCAAUCAGAAACCACGUCGAUCGGAUCAUCGCUUUAUCGCGGUUUGGUAGACAAUGGGAGGCGGUAUCAAUCACUUUCCAAUAAAGAAUACUGUAUUCCAUCCGAUGAACAACAAUUCGAAACAUAUGAGGCAGGACAUCUCGUCGAUCUCAUACUAGAAUCUGAUCGAGAUAAUCCGCUGUUUCGCUCCCCAAUCGGAUCCGACCGAGAACGACCGCUACAGGUUCUUGAUAUUGGAACUGGCAAAGGCACUUGGGCCAUUGACGUUGCUGAUAUGUUCCCCAAUUCGACCGUCCGGGGAGUGGACUUAUUUCCACCUCCAGUCACUUGGUUGCCACCCAAUUGCGUAAUCGAGGUCGACGACGUGCUCCAAGAGUGGACCUGGCGCGAACAAUUUGAUCUCAUUCAUAUGCGUAAUAUGCUCGGAUCGUUUGAUUCCAGUGAAUGGGAUCGUGUUUACCAACAGUGCUUCGAGAAAAUGGCUCCUGGCGGCUGGAUUGAGCAGCUUGAGGCCGGCCCAUUUCUCACCAGUGACGAUGGAUCCCUACCCGAUGAUAGUGCCAUGUCCAUGUGGGGCCCAAUGAUGCAAAAAUGUGGUGACCUCGCUGGUCGCUCUUGCGACAUCGUCCUUACCAUGUCGGAGAGCAUCAAGAAAGCUGGAUUUGUGGACGUACAUGAAAAAAUCUACAAAUGGCCCCUUGGUCCAUGGCCGAGAGACCAGAAGUUCAAAGAGGCUGGCCUUGUCAAUGUCCAACACUGGUUUUCCGGUAUGGAGGGAUGGUGCAUGUGGUUGCUAACCAAAUUUGGUGAGCCCGAGCCUUGGACAAAGGAACAAGUGCACGUUUACUGUGCUAGGCUCCGCAGCGAAAUGAAGAAUCCAUAUUACCAUGUCUAUCACAAAUCAGUGUGGGCUCGAAAGCCGAUGCCUGGUGAAGCCCCCAGGUUGUCAAAAUCUAGCUCCCGUUGA
Penicillium soppii is the source of this 1032-nucleotide messenger RNA. RefSeq names its product class I SAM-dependent methyltransferase. Gene Ontology annotation, molecular function: methyltransferase activity. Bases 1 to 1032 code for a protein of 343 amino acids. The record is from RefSeq and is a predicted model, not a curated record. Lineage: Eukaryota; Fungi; Ascomycota; Eurotiomycetes; Eurotiales; Aspergillaceae. The transcript has 8 exons.